Molecule: messenger RNA, 2288 nt
Organism: Arachis ipaensis
Lineage: Eukaryota; Viridiplantae; Streptophyta; Magnoliopsida; Fabales; Fabaceae
Product: pentatricopeptide repeat-containing protein At5g61370, mitochondrial
Molecular function (GO): protein binding
Source: RefSeq, a predicted model, not a curated record
GACCGCCGCCACUGCCCACCGCCACAGCACCACCACCAGCCGCCUCUCUUCCUCCAUCUUCCUCUCCUUUCCUUCCCCUGUUCCGUUCCUUCUCCCCAGUUGUAUUACCAGGUCGAUUACCGGUUCGGUUCUAAUAACUAUGCUUCAACCCCUCAUUGGCCAGAUCGAGUGGUGACACGAUGACAAGCGUGUGAGGUAAAGCAUCUCCGCCCCACCCAACCAUCCUUACUUCACGUUAACCACAACCUGCCGACCACGAGUCCCAGCUGGAGUGGUACCAGAGGAUUUCAUGAACUCUGAGGACUACCUCAAUGGCGAGGACAAAUUAAACGGCACCAAUAGGCUCCACUUUCUUCCCUUUUUGAGGUGGAAGUGGCUCGAUUCCGUGAUUUCAGCGUGCUUGGAUGGCAAUUCCACUAUUCUCUGUCUCAACCAAUGAGGAAGUGUGAAUGGCGACGAAUAACUUUUCCUGAAGCUUAGAAACAUCUGAUUCCAUGAAUAACUUGGAUGUGAUGGAUACCAAAGUAACAAGUCACAUACUUUCCCGCUAACCUGCCCUUGUGCUUGGUAUGAAGAUUUCGAGUUACAACUGAUGUUCAUAAUGUGUUUGAAGAAUUGCUCAAAUCAAAUUCGGCAUGAAUGUCUUGCUCAACUCUGCUUGCAAACGCCCUUUGGGUCAAAUUAGGAGAGUUUCGAUCUCACUUUAUUCCACAUUGCCCCCAAUAUCAACACCAUUACUUCUCCAGUUGCAAGAGCUGUGCAGUGUUGUUACAAGCACUGUUGGUGGGUUAGAUGAAUUGGAGUUUAGUCUGAAUAAGUAUAGAGAUUCUUUGACUUCAUCUCUUGUAACUCAGGCUAUUGAUUCUUGUAAGUAUGAGGCACAUACUAGGAGAUUGCUCAGGUUCUUCUUAUGGUCUAGUAAGAAUUUGAGUUGUAAGUUAGAAGAUAAAGAUUAUAACUACGCUCUUCGAGUUUUCACAGAAAAGAAAGACUACACAGCUAUGGAUAUCUUGAUUGGAGACCUGAAGAAGGAGGGUCGAGUUAUGGAUGCCGAGACUUUUGGUCUUGUAGCCGAGACUUUGGUCAAAUUGGGGAAAGAAGAUGAGGCAUUGGGUAUUUUUAAGAAUUUGGACAAGUACAAGUGCUCUAUAGAUGAAUUCACAGUUACUGCAAUCAUUAAUGCUCUCUGUUCUAGAGGGCAUCCUAAGAGGGCUGAAGGGGUAGUUUGGCAUCACAAAGACAAGAUUGCAGGCACAAUGCUUUGCAUAUACAGAAGUAUCCUUUAUGGGUGGUCUGUGCAGAGGAAUGUGAAAGAAGCUAGGAGGAUUAUUCAAGAGAUGAAAUCAAAUGGGGUUGCCCCAGAUUUAAUUUGUUACAACACAUUCCUCAGGUGCCUUUGUGAGCGGAAUCUUAGACGUAAUCCUUCAGGGCUUGUGCCUGAAGCCUUAAAUGUGAUGAUGGAGAUGAAGUCUUACAAGGUUUUCCCAACCUUGAUCAGUUACAACAUCUUGCUCUCAUGUUUAGGAAAGACCAGAAGGGUUAAAGAAUCUUGUCAAAUACUAAAAAAAAUGAAACAUUCUGGUUGUGCUCCAGAUUGGCUCAGCUAUUAUCUUGUAGCAAAGGUGUUGUUUCUGACUGGCAGAUUCGGCAAAGGAAAAGAUAUAGUGGAUCAAAUGAUUGGAAAUGGUUUGGUACCAAACCAUAAGUUCUACUACAGUUUGAUUGGUAUUCUCUGUGGGGUUGAAAGGGUGAAUCGCGCUCUUGAACUUUUUGAGAAAAUGAAGAGAAGUUCACUGGGUGGUUACGGACCAGUGUAUGAUGUGCUCAUUCCAAAGCUUUGUAGAGGAGGGAAUUUUGAGAAGGGAAGAGAGCUAUGGGAUGAAGCCACAGGCAUGGGGAUCUCUCUUCAGUGCUCAAGGGAUGUUUUGGAUCCUUCAAUAACACAAGUUUUCAAACCUAAAAGGCCAGAAAAAAUCAGCCUUGAGGACAGCACAAUAACUAAGCCUCCAAAUAAAGUAAAAAAACUUUCAAGUAAAAUGAAGGUAAUGAGAACAAAAUCUGCUUCAAUGAAGAAGAAAAAGAGAAGAAAUAAAUAAAUAAAUCUACAGCACCUUAAAUGGCUUGAUUAUCUAUGUAGUUGUUCUCUGUUCCCUCUCUCAAUAGUAUAAAGGCUUGCUUAUCUUGGAUUAGCAUUCUAUUCCUGCAUGUUGUUCUAGUUAAUUGACAUAGUUUACUUUGUAUUAUCUUCAAAUUUUUCUUCAAAUCACCAUAGAAUAUGUGCUUGGAUC